UGGGGCACAGGCCAACCGGGCACUCGCUGCACAACACCAGGCUGCUCCACCACAGUACCGAGCAAAUAAACGACCGUAGCGGAGCGUUUCUAGCGGCUGAACACAGCUCUCGCCAACUUCACAGUUGCCCGUGCCAGAUCCACCCGGUGUGCCGAUCGGAUUGCGUUGUGUGGUAGCAGCCCCAGAACAGUAAAGCAAAAAAAACCCCAUCGAAAUGGCCUACCGUGUACUGACGCGUACCGCCGGCAGCAGCCAGCAGCAGCAGCAGCUCAAGUUGCUGUCCGACCUGUUGAUCCGUUCGUUCAGCAGCGGCCCCAAGAAUGUUGGGUUCAUCGGGCUCGGCAACAUGGGCGGUCCGAUGGCAAGCAACCUGAUGGCGAAGGGCCACAAGCUGCACGUGUUCGACAUCUCGAAGGACGCGAAGGAAUCGCUGAAGGCGAAGGGUGCCGUGCCGUACGACAAUGUGGCCGAACUGGCCAAAGCGUCCGACUUUGUGGUGACGAUGCUGCCGAACAACGACAUCGUGGCGGACACGUACGACACCAUCAUCGGUGGCGGCGGCAUCAAGAACCAGACCAUCUUCAUCGACUCCAGCACGAUCGAUCCGAACGUGGCGAAGGCGGUCCAGAAGAAGGUUAAGGCGGCCGGAGCAACGUUCGUCGAUGCGCCCGUGUCCGGCGGUGUGCCCGGUGCGAAGAACGCGACGCUCACGUUCAUGGUCGGCGGCACGAGCGAGGAGUACCAGGCGGUGAAGGAGCUGCUCGAGGGCAUGGGCAAGAAGAUUACGCACUGCGGCGGCUACGGCAUGGGCCAGGCGGCCAAGGUGUGCAACAACAUGAUGCUGGGCAUCUCGAUGUGCGGGCUGGCCGAGUGCAUGAAUCUGGCCAUCCGGCUCGGGCUCGAUCCGAAAGUGUUCGCCGACAUCGUGAACGCGUCGACCGGCCGUAGCUGGGCGUCGGAGGUGAACAACCCGGUGCCGGGCAUCAUUCCGACCGCACCGGCUGCCAGCGGCUAUGCGGGCGGUUUCGCCACCGGGCUGAUCACGAAGGAUCUCGGCAUUGCGUCGGCCGUCGCCACCAGCUCGAACUCGCCGAUCCCGCUCGGUGCGCUCACGCACCAGAUCUACCGGACGCUGAUGGCGAAGGGUUUGGCCAACAAGGACUUUUCCGUGGUGUACGAUUUCCUCAAGAACACGGAGGGCAAGUGAGCGACGAGCGAGAAGCGACGGGGGUUUGGUGGGUAAACGGUCUGACCAGGCGCGGCGCUUACCGGAAAAAAACGCACCCAGGUAGCGCAUACAGUCUUCCAGAGCAUGCAUUUAUGAAACGCCAAUAAACGGUCGUUUAGAUUUUAUUUUUCAAAUUUCAA
Molecule: messenger RNA, 1368 nt
Organism: Anopheles coluzzii
Lineage: Eukaryota; Metazoa; Arthropoda; Insecta; Diptera; Culicidae
Product: probable 3-hydroxyisobutyrate dehydrogenase, mitochondrial
Exons: 3
Coding region: 215-1207 (330 amino acids)
Biological process (GO): L-valine catabolic process
Cellular component (GO): mitochondrion
Molecular function (GO): NAD binding; NADP binding; 3-hydroxyisobutyrate dehydrogenase activity
Source: RefSeq, a predicted model, not a curated record